Molecule: messenger RNA, 832 nt
Organism: Helianthus annuus (common sunflower)
Lineage: Eukaryota; Viridiplantae; Streptophyta; Magnoliopsida; Asterales; Asteraceae
Product: transcription factor MYB73
Exons: 1
Coding region: 7-747 (246 amino acids)
Biological process (GO): regulation of DNA-templated transcription
Cellular component (GO): nucleus
Molecular function (GO): DNA-binding transcription factor activity, RNA polymerase II-specific; RNA polymerase II cis-regulatory region sequence-specific DNA binding
Source: RefSeq, a predicted model, not a curated record
ACCAACAUGGCUAAUAACAAUUCAGAUGAUCGGAUCAGAGUCCCAUGGAGCCCACAAGAAGAUGCAUUACUGAAACACCUCGUUGAAACACAUGGGGCCAGAAACUGGUCUUACCUCAGCCGAUCAAUACCCGGUAGAUCCACCAACUCAUGCAGAUUACGGUGGUGCAACCACCUCUCACCACCCGUGCAAUACCGUGCUUUCACGCCGGAAGAAGACGACACCAUCAUCCGGGCCCAAGCCCAGUUGGGUAACAAAUGGGCCACCAUUGCCCGCCUUUUAACCCGUCGAACCGAUAAAGAGGUUAAAAACCACUGGAACUCGACGUUGAAACGUAAAUGUUCGCCCACGGUGGAACAGCCGGAGUUGAAACGGUCGGUUAGCAUGGGCCAAACCGUCCCCGUUUCAAUUAUGGUUCCGGUUUUGGAUUCGAGUAUUAUUUAUAAUCUGGGUGGCGAGCAGGAUAACGACCCUGCUACGUGGUUGAGCCUCGCGCCACCCGGAUCAUCUGCAUCGCAGGUACCCAUUCAUGCGGUACAGAUGGUUUCAUUGACGUUGAAUCUAGAAAUGACUCAUGUUAACCGCCCGAACCGGAAGAAGUCGGUUCGGGGGGUUAAACCCUCGGAAGGUGAGGGGUCGAAGCCCAACCCUCCGGCCGCGGAGUACAUGGCAGGCGGCGGAAUGUGUAGCUGUUUUAUGGGUGGCGGAGCGGUGGUAAACGGUGUCGGAAUCAACAAGGAAGAGUAGUGAAGUGAUAUGAAGAAUGUGAGGAAUAAAGAAUAAAAUUGUAUAUAGAUAUAAAAGAGUAGUUUUAUGUUUUAUGUUAUAAGUU